Aptenodytes forsteri (emperor penguin) is the source of this 1297-nucleotide messenger RNA. It is a transcript of the gene COQ5, whose product is annotated as coenzyme Q5, methyltransferase. Lineage: Eukaryota; Metazoa; Chordata; Aves; Sphenisciformes; Spheniscidae. Gene Ontology annotation, molecular function: methyltransferase activity. The transcript is spliced from 6 exons. Gene Ontology annotation, biological process: ubiquinone biosynthetic process. The record is from RefSeq and is a predicted model, not a curated record. Bases 42 to 785 code for a protein of 247 amino acids.
UUUACCAGGUCUUUGAAAGUGUGGCCAAGAAAUAUGAUAUAAUGAACGAUUCAAUGACUCUAGGGAUUCAUCGAGUGUGGAAGGAUAUCCUCAUGCAUAAAAUGAACCCUUCCCCAGGAACACUUCUUCUUGAUGUUGCUGGAGGAACAGGUGACAUCGCUUUUCGAUUUAUUAAUUAUGUUCGCUCUGUACGAGAACGCCAGCUCCAGCGGAAGCUUAAGCACCAUCAGAAUUUAUCGUGGCAGGAAAUUUCUGAGAGUUACCAGGAAGACAAAUUUAAGUCGCUAGGGGAUUCCCAAGUGGUGGUCUGUGACAUUAACAAAGAGAUGUUAAAAGUUGGGAAGCAGAAAGCACAACAUCUUGGCUACUCCGAAGGCUUGUCCUGGGUACUGGGGAAUGCUGAAGAGUUGCCCUUUGAUGAUGACAAGUUUGAUGUUUACACAAUUGCCUUUGGAAUCAGAAAUGUAACUCGUAUUGAUUUGGCACUUCAGGAGGCCUAUCGUGUGCUGAAACCAGGAGGAAGAUUUCUCUGCCUUGAAUUUAGUCACGUCAGCAACCCUCUUCUUUCCAGGCUCUACGAUCUAUACAGUUUCCAGGUUAUCCCUGUUCUGGGUGAGGUUAUCGCUGGUGACUGGAAGUCUUACCAGUAUCUUGUGGAGAGCAUCCGACGUUUCCCCCCUCAGGAGGAGUUGAAGGCAAUGAUAGAAGAUGCAGGGUUUCUUAAAGUGGAUUAUCAGAAUUUAAACUUGGGCAUUGUUGCCAUUCACUCAGGUUUCAAACUCUGAGUCUAUGUAGCAAAACACAGGAAGUGUAAUUUUCCUGAGGAGUAUGAAGGCUGUGGAAUUUUAACGCUAUCAAGAUUGAAGAGGAGUUUUAAGAACUUGCACAACAGAUACUUGCUCAGCAGUCAGACCCAGAAGAACAUCAGCUACCUUUUCCCCCCCCAAGAAACCUGUGGAUGAAGUGACUCCUGUGGUGUUUCUUACACUCGCAUUUCCCUUCAAGUGCAAUGUAAAGGACAUGGCCAAAACUGAGCAGUGCUAACAAAUGAAGCAACUUCAGUUACCAGUGGUGUGGAUACAGAAAUAGACUGACUGGUCUUCAAAUAAGAUGCCUCCUUUUUCUUUUACUAAGCUUCAAGGAGGAUAUCGUACCGGUGAGAAGUAACUUGUAUUUAUUAGAUUUUUAUUAAGCUGUCAUUAUCUUUGUCAUGUGGAUUCUAAGGGAUUUUUCCCAUGAUUCCUUUACUUCUGUCAAAGGCAAAUGGAAGGCUUGUGAAAUAAAACAGCUCUGCAGC